AUGGCAUGCAGUACUAUGUCCGUUUCCAGCCAACCGACUACCCCGAAAGCCGAAAGCCCGAGAAUGGGACAACGGCCGAACAUCCUUAACCGCUCGAUCUCCGGCCAAAACUUAAGACAGCAUGCGAGAAUUCAAAGAGCAUAUUCUGACAACAAUCUAUGUUAUUCCGCUCAUCGUGUUCAAGCCUCGAUGAAUCAACCCAAGUUGAAAAACGGGAUUUUCGACUUCAAUUUAUCGGGUUCAAUUAUUCCCAACGCACUCAAGACAUUGUUAUUUGAUCCUGAGAUAAACACGGAAACAGAUGACGAAUCAACGGAUGCUAGUGAUGUAGAAAUGGAGAAACAAGGGAAGAAACGGGCGAACUGGAUAGAGAUGCUAAUGGAGAUUCGAGGCCGAUGGGUUCAGAAACAAGAUGAUAAUGAAAUUGAUGGUGAUACUGAAGAAGAAAAAGGUUGUGAUGAAGGUGGAGAUGGAGAUGGGUGUGAGGUUGAUUAUAGUGAUGAUGAAGGGAGUGUAAGCAUCAAUCAGGAAGCAUUCUCCAAAUUGUUGAAACAUGUUUCUUGGUCUGAUACCAAGCAUUUCUCGCAAUUGGCUUUUCUCUGCAACAUGGCCUAUGUUAUCCCAGAGAUUGAGGAAGACGACUUAAGAAGAUACUAUGAUUUGACAUUCGUAACAUCUUCCUUGGAGAAGAAAGCAUUAGCUGAAGCCAUCGCAGAGGACUCAAUUCGCUUACCCAUGACUACUUCAAUUACCAACCAAACUCUCGAAAAAUACGGUGAACUCAAGCAGCAGCGUAUAACCCGCACUUCUGCUUACGAGAUAGCAGCCUCGGCAGCAACAUAUGUCCAAUCCCAUGAAACCAAUUCUUCUUCUCCAAGAGUAUACAAUUCAGAGAUGGCGGCAUUUAUGGCGGCUUCAACUAUGACCGCCGUUGUGGCGGCACCCGAGAAAGAAAAACAGGAGGCUGCAAGGGAUCUUCAGUCACUUCACUCCUCCCCUUGUGAAUGGUUUAUUUGUGAUGAUUCCAGCAUUUAUACUCGAUGUUUUAUUAUCCAGGGUUCUGAUUCAGUGGCAUCAUGGCAGGCAAAUCUCUUCUUUGAACCAACUAAAUUUGAGGGAACAGGGGUGCUAGUUCACAGAGGAAUAUACGAGGCUGCAAAGGGAAUAUACGAGCAAUUCAUGCCGCAUAUUUUGGAACAUCUGAACAGAUAUGGUGAAAGAGCAAAGCUUCAAUUCACAGGUCAUUCUCUUGGAGGCAGCCUCUCUUUACUGGUUAACUUGAUGCUACUGACCAGAAAGGUUGUGAAACCAUCGGCUUUACGACCAGUGGUCACCUUCGGUUCACCGUUUGUGUUCUGUAGUGGUCAAAAGAUUCUCGAUCAGUUGGGGCUAGACGAAAACCAUAUUCAUUGUGUCAUGAUGCACCGAGAUAUCGUCCCGAGAGCGUUUUCAUGCAAUUACCCUAACCAUGUUGCACAAUUGCUCAAGCGGUUGUGUGGUACUUUCCGCUCUCAUCCAUGCCUAAAUAGAAACAGGCUAUUAUAUACACCGCUCGGGAAGAUGUUCAUCCUCCAACCUGAUGAAAAAUCGUCACCACAUCAUCCUCUACUCCCUCGUGGAAGCGCUCUAUACGCUAUGGAAAAUACUCAAUCUGGUUCGACCAAAAACGCUCUUCGUUCCUUUUUAAAUUCCCCACACCCAAUAGAAACCUUACAACACCCAACAGCCUACGGGUCCGAUGGCACCAUCCUUAGGGACCAUGACUCGAGCAACUACCUCAAGGCCGUGAACGGAAUCAUAAGACAACACACAAAGACGUUCAUCAAGAAACCAAGAGAACAGAGGAACCUUUUGUGGCCGUUAUUGACUUCACAAUCUCCGCAUUAUUGGAGUCAAGAAACAAAACUCGAUGAGAAAAAGUUGACGGUUUCGGAUCAAAAAAGGUUGAUUACGACAGAAGUGGCGUGAAACCUAUAGUGAAAACUAACUUAACUGGGGCAAUGUUCAUAAGAGGUUUGGCUUCAAAUUUAAUUGCAUUAUUGUAAAUUGUG
Molecule: messenger RNA, 2051 nt
Organism: Cynara cardunculus var. scolymus (artichoke)
Lineage: Eukaryota; Viridiplantae; Streptophyta; Magnoliopsida; Asterales; Asteraceae
Exons: 6
Coding region: 1-1968 (655 amino acids)
Biological process (GO): lipid metabolic process
Molecular function (GO): glycerophospholipid phospholipase A1 activity
Source: RefSeq, a predicted model, not a curated record